This is a messenger RNA of Rhinocladiella mackenziei CBS 650.93, 1158 nucleotides long. RefSeq lists its product as uncharacterized. The transcript has a single exon. Lineage: Eukaryota; Fungi; Ascomycota; Eurotiomycetes; Chaetothyriales; Herpotrichiellaceae. The record is from RefSeq and is a predicted model, not a curated record. The coding region runs from base 1 to 1158 and encodes 385 amino acids.
AUGAAUAACCCCGCCCUGCCGCCGUAUGCUUCCCAGAGUCCAGGGCCAUACGCUUUCACCAGUCCACAGCCGGGAGCGCACUUUUCCAUCUCCGCUGGCCCCCCUUUCGAUGCUGCCCAGGCUCCAUUCCAACCGGGUAUGAUAUCAAACCACAUGCAACGGCCCUCCCACCCUCAGCAAACCCAGCAGCCGAUCCCUCAGCAUCUCUAUCAACAACAUCCAGGACAGGUUGGUGCUUUUUCGCGACCAGAGAACCGUUCCAACUUCGGUCCACCAAACAAAGGCUCGUCACAACACCCCAACCUUUCAUGCGACCCAGCGCGGGUUUUAUGGCGGUAUACAAGGGCUAACCCACCAGCAGGCACUCCCUCGGACGGUCGACCUCAUAUUCCAGUGACCCAAGGAACAAAUCAGACCUUUCAUCCCCACCAGACCCAGAUCUCCGCGAGUGCCCCUCCACCGCUCCCUGCUUCGUCUGCACCGACCGAAGGGAAUAUGGCUGCCAAUAUAGGACUUCAAGGGCAGCAGCCCAAUGCCAGUCUAGCGCAACAAGCACAAAUUCAGAAUGCGGCGCAAAUGGCGCGGCCUGCUCCUCAGCAGCAACAACAAGGCGGGCCGCAGUUGUCGCCACAAUCGGCCGCACGAGAGCGAGCGCGGGUAUCGGUUUUGUUGGAGAUCAAUGCACAUUUGCUGCAAGAGGUUGUAUCGUUACAAGCCCAGGGAAAGGCCGGUCCUCCGCCGAAUCAAGGCCAACAAUCCCCUACGUCCCCGACUUCGGCGACAGAUCCAAGCAAUGCAUUGAACAACAGUCCUGGCGAGCCGGCCAAAUCUGCAACUGGCACGGGGACAACACCAUCUAAGCCACCUUCACAAGAAUACGCCGAUUGCAUGCGCCGUUUACAAGCCAAUCUCUCGUACUUGGCCGCCAUCGCAGAUGCGAAAAAGAAGGUCACUGGAGCAUUGCCCACGGGGCCAGCAAUUUUGGUUCCGCCUCCCCAUUUACCUCAAGUUCAUGAUCUAUAUAAAAAACUGAAUGCGCUGUUUCCGGAAGCGGGCCAGUCAGCCAUCAAUAAAGCAAUGGCGCAUGCUGCUCAGUCUCAAAAUCAGAACACGAGUGCAAAAACCCAGCGGCCUGUCUCGGUUCCAGCUCAGGGCUGA